This is a messenger RNA of Balaenoptera musculus (blue whale), 1847 nucleotides long. RefSeq names its product tRNA methyltransferase 61B (gene TRMT61B). Gene Ontology annotation, biological process: tRNA methylation. The record is from RefSeq and is a predicted model, not a curated record. The transcript has 7 exons. NCBI's taxonomy places the organism in Eukaryota, Metazoa, Chordata, Mammalia, Artiodactyla, Balaenopteridae. The coding region runs from base 13 to 1461 and encodes 482 amino acids. Gene Ontology annotation, cellular component: tRNA (m1A) methyltransferase complex.
GCGCGGGUAGUCAUGCUGUCAACCAGGCGCCUGGGUCUGGUCUUGCUACCGCUGAGGCGUCUCCGGAGGUGCCCAGGGUUCGGGACCUGUCCAUUCCUGCGCUGCCUUGGGCAAGAGCCCUUCGAGAGAGCCCGGUUACUGUGUUGCAAAUUCUCGCCUAGAAACGCGCGAGAUGAAGAAGGAGAGCGCGAGGCGGCACAGAGGAGAGCCCCAGACGCAGAGUCGCCUCCAUCUCUCCCUCCGCGCGUCCGGGGACUUGGGACCAGAUGUCUUUCGUCACUGGAAAGCCUCAGACUACCGACGCCGCGGAAGGAGUCACCCCCUCGAGAGCGCGAGGGCUCGAGUGAAGACCAGGACCAGUCGGGUCCCGCACGCCAGGGAUCCGGGGGUCCCUCACUGCCCGCCUUGGCCCAGUCUGCCACCAAGGAUGACGAACUUCACGUCUCCUCUUCCUGUUCAACUACCCGAGAGGUGCCUUUUCGGGCUGGGGAGCUGAUUUUAGCUGAGACUGGGAAGAGAGAAACGCAAUUUAAAAAAUUAUUUACGUUGAGCAACGCUGGACACUUGACUAGUAGCUGGGGGCCAGUCGCGUUCAGCGAGAUCGUGGGGAAGUUCCCCGGCCAGAUACUGAGGAGUUCCUCUGGUAAGCACUUCAUGCUGAGGAGGCCAGCAUUGGAAGACUAUGUAUUACUGAUGCAAAGAGGGCCUGCCAUAACAUGUCCUAAGGAUAUGAAUAUGAUACUGUUGAUGAUGAAUAUCCACCCAGGUGAUACUGUUUUGGAAGCUGGCUCGGGCUCUGGUGGAAUGAGCUUGUUUUUAUCAAAAGCAGUUGGAUCACUAGGACGAGUCAUAAGUUUUGAAAUUCGAAAAGACCACCAUGAACUGGCUAAGAAGAAUUACAAACACUGGCGUGAUUCAUGGAAAAUGAGUCAUGUAGAAGAGUGGCCAGACAACGUGGAUUUUAUUCAUAAGGAUAUUUUAGGAGCAACUGAAGACAUAAAAUCUUUAACAUUUGAUGCGGUAGCUUUGGAUAUGUUGAAUCCUCAAGUUGCUUUGCCUGUUUUAUACCCAAAUCUUAAACAGGGUGGUGUAUGUGCUGUAUAUCUAGCAAACAUCACACAGGUUAUUGAACUUUUAGAUGGAAUUCGCAUCUGUGAACUUGCCCUCUCAUGUGAAAAGAUAAGUGAAGUUAUUGUCAGAGAUUGGUUGGUUUGCCUUGCAAAACAGAAAAAUGGAAUUUUACCUCAAAAAGUGGAACCUAAAAUCAACACAGAUUUACAAUUACAUUCUCAAAAGAAAAUUAGAAUUGAAGGUGAGAUGUUUCAAGAAGAUGACCAUGAAGAAUCACAUUCUGAUUUUCCCUAUGGAUCAUUUCCCUAUAUUGCUAGACCUAUACACUGGCAAACUGGUCAUACAGCUUUUCUUGUCAAGUUGAGGAAGUGCAAACCACAACUUAACUGAGUACCUCAGAUGACAACUGAUUUGAAGAUGUGAAGAAAAAUAUCAAAAUAGAACUUUGUAUUGCAAAUCACUACUUUCAUAUAUUGGUAUUUUUAGCUACUACUAUGAUUUGUAUAACUUUUACAUGUAAUUUUGAAAAGUAACAAAAGCUAGAGAAAGAUGUGUAACAUUUCAAAACUGCUUAAAUGUCCCAUUUUGACACUUGUCUUGCAGUUAGUUUGACAUUUUGUAGUUAAUGAUUCCAAGUUGGUUUAGUUGAGCCAUCUCAUUCUUCACUUCCUGUAAACCACUCCAUAGAUUUGUCUUUCUUCAUGAAAUUAGUUUUCUUUUCUUUGUUUGAUUGAUGGUCAUUGGCUACCAAAAUAAAAUAUGCAUUUUGAGAUAAA